Closterium sp. Yama58-4 is the source of this 2697-nucleotide messenger RNA. NCBI's taxonomy places the organism in Eukaryota, Viridiplantae, Streptophyta, Zygnematophyceae, Desmidiales, Closteriaceae. The record is from the annotation of a GenBank genome assembly.
AUGGUCCGCGAGGGACCCUCGCCCUCUGGCCUUGGGGGUCCUCGUUCGUGUCGUUCGGAGUCGCGCGAGUCCAGCGACAAAGAGGCUGCCUUGCAGGCAGGUGGUACCAAGUUUCAACAUCUCAAGCCGAUUAAUUCGUCGCGGUCUCUUCCCUUUGAACCAGGCCUUGAGCCUACUCCCCGCUCCGCGCGAGCGCGUGGCGGCGGGCCCUCCAUGACCGCGCCACCCGCUCUGCUCAUCGCUCGCUCCGUCUCGUCGUCCGAUGUUUCUGGCGGGAACCUUCCCGAGGUCGCCUGGGAGCACGACGCGACGUCGGGUGCGGGCGACGGGCUCGGUCCGGGCGAUGGAUACUUCUUGAACGAUUCUUCCAGCUGCUUUCGCAUGUGCGACGGCAUGUCUCUCUCCCGAUCCUCUGCUCUUCCGGCGCCGGCGCUUGUGACUGCGCAAGCCGACGUGACUGCUUAUCCGGGCGGCCCGCGGCAAUUGGAAUACCAGGGCGGCGGAGGCUGCGGCGGCGGGAACGGCGAUCUGUUUUACGACUGCGACGACGCGUGGAUGCGUGCAGAAGAUAACACGUGGAUGCACCUCGACGAUCACUCCGCGGCGCUCUCGCACUUUCUUGACGGGCUGCCGACCGCUCCAGUUGACGCUUCUGAUCCCCCGAACGCGUCGACUCAACCGGGUCCCGGUUCGGCGGAGCUGGUCACGAAUGCGGCAGCACCUGCGGCGGAAACGGGCGCGUAUAUCCUCGUCGACGGCGCGGCCACGGCUGUCGACGGGCAACACUGCGCCGCAACCGUCGGCGGCUGCGAUUGGUUGAGCGACAUUCUUCCAGAGUCCGGGUACGGCGGGCAGCCGCAUCCGCCGGAAACGGUGUUGAAUCAGGAGCACGCAGUGGGAGGUCUGGCCACCAAUGAUUCCAUGGACUAUGCGCAUCAAGGGAAUGUGGAGCCUGCACCUGGCAGCGCUAGUGCCCCGCCGGUCCUUUCCGCUGCCCAUGGUGUCGUGGAGGAGAGCGCUUUCAACCCGGUUGACCUGCAGGUACAGCCUGCCGGCGGUAACUAUGACUCAAGCGCCUCCUUGCCGGCCGACGGCAGUGCGCCCGUCUUUCCCACUGGCGCGUCAACUUCCGUGGACGUGACGAAUGGCUAUGCUGUUCCGAACCCCGCGCGCGGAGUGUGGUGGACGCCGCAGCCUGCCGCACCUGCCACACCUGCCGCACCUGCCGCCGGCGCGGCCGCAUGCGCAGCGAACGAGGCGGUGCGUGUGGGGGACGGCGGAGCAAUGGCAACGAGGAAGAGGCAGAGAGAGCCGACGAAGCAGCAGCCGGUUUCGCCGACUCCGCACUCACACGAUCCGCAGCAGCAGCAGCAACUGAUUCCUAGUACAGGCGAAGCGAACCGCCCUGCUCUCGCGCCGCCUACGCGUGGCAGGGGCAGCAGCAGGAGCAGCAGCAGCAGCGGCGGCGGCAGCAGCAGCAGUGGGGGAAGCGGGAGCACGAGCAGGAACAGCCGUGCGGAUGGAGCGCUUGUCUGUGCCCUCAGGCGCUGCUUGAACGCGCAUGCGCGCAAAGGCGCGGAAGAUUCCGCUUCUAAGAAGGCGGAAGGCGCAGCGGAGGUGGCGGCGGAGGUGCGCUGCCGGGGGGCUGCUGCUGGGACUGGCCCAGCAGCAGCGAGCGGGGGACAAUCAAGAACUGCCAAUGUUCCGUGUGAGAACGUUAUAUCGGCUACUUCCGCGGGAAGAGAUGGCGCCGUGCAGCGGACCGUCCUGUCCCAGUCGCAGCCAUCCUCCCAACCUCAACCGCUAGUUCUGCCACAGGCGCAAACUGUGCAGUUCGCCUCCGCUCCCGCCGUUUCCACCGUCGCCACUGCAGCCGCUCCCAUCCCGCACCGUCCCGCGGCCCCCGUUCGCGUGUCUCCGCCACCUGCUCCCGCAAUUGGCGCGGCACCUCCAACCGCUGCACCCUGUGCUGCUCCCGCUGCCGCUGCCCCAACCCCAACUGCCGCGCCUCCCGCGACGUGCCUUCCGCCCACUCCCGCAGCUAGCAGCGCUCCCGGCGGACCCGCCAGGGCGGCCAGCACAGCGGGCGGGGGAACCGAAGGGGAAGGCGUUGGCGAGGCGGAGGGGGAAGAGGGCAGCUGGGAGGACGAGGAGCAGGAGCGCAGGCGGAAGCGGCUGAUGCGCAACAGGCAAUCCGCGCUGCAGUCGAGGCAGCGGCGGAAGAGCUAUGUGUCGGAGCUGGAGGGGAGGUGCGCGGCCCUGCAGGCAACCAUAGGGCAGCUCCGGCAGGUGGUGGCUGUUACCGCAUAUGAAAAUGGCGCGCUAAGAGACGAGCUUGCUCGCCUGCACCAGAUGUGGGCUGCAGGAGCAAGCACCGCUGGAGCCAUGGGGGUCGCCGGAGUGGCUGGUGUUGGGGCGGCCGGUGGUACUUCCAGCGAAGAAAUGAGGGGGGAGGAAGAGGUGGAGGAGGGGAAGCGGGAGGGAGGCAGUGUGUCGGGAGGAGGUGUGCGUGCUGAUGGAGCAGAGCCUGCAGUGCUUGAAAGCGACUCCCUGCCGUCGGAGUCCCUGCUGCGUCACCACCGUCAUCUCAGCCAGACCAUGGCCUUCCUCCUCACCCUCUUCUUCCACUGGGCGCUCUUCCUCUGGACAGGGCAGGCUCGAAGGAGCUUGUGGUGUCGGAGCGACCUGCUACCAUAA